This is a messenger RNA of Lucilia sericata (common green bottle fly), 2314 nucleotides long. RefSeq names its product dual specificity protein kinase TTK (gene Mps1). Gene Ontology annotation, cellular component: nucleus; kinetochore; spindle. Lineage: Eukaryota; Metazoa; Arthropoda; Insecta; Diptera; Calliphoridae. Gene Ontology annotation, biological process: chromosome segregation; mitotic spindle assembly checkpoint signaling; protein localization to kinetochore. Gene Ontology annotation, molecular function: protein serine/threonine kinase activity; protein serine/threonine/tyrosine kinase activity; ATP binding. The record is from RefSeq and is a predicted model, not a curated record.
CAACUGCAUCUAACUUCACAUUAUAAUGUACAGAGGAAUUUGAUUUUGUUUUUAAAUCUUAAUUUUUAAGCAAUUUUUCGAAAAAUUUAGUUUUUCUGCAAUAAAAUAUUGAGUUAAAACGAAAAUAAAUGUCUUUUCAUUUUCCGCGACGUGUUAAAGACUUGCCCAAAUUAGAACUAGAUUCUGAAGAUGAGUUCAACACACCUUGUAAAAAAAAAUUACCAAAAAAAUGGAAAACUAUUAAUUUACAAUUUCUUUUUAGGGCGUAUGAAUCUAAUAAAGAAAAUGCUGAUAAAGCCAAUUCUGGGUCAACAAAUUCGUUCAACAGUUUACGAAUGCUACCCAAAAGAAGAGCCGAGCUUCCCACUUUAGAAUCAGAUUCCGAGGAGGAAGACUUAGCAAAGAAGGACAAUCUUAAUUGUGCUAUACUUAAUGAUUCAUUUCUAGUAAGCCCUGGGAAAAGCGAUAGAGAAGAUGCUAGUUCUAAGGAAUCGUCUGAUCAAAGCAAUUCCAAUAAUACAAGCAAUGAUAUUUCGUUAUUGUCCCGCUUUAAUGACAUGGGCUUAAAGAGUCCCUUAAAGGAUAAGAUACAGCCUGUUAAACAAUCACAAGAUUCAAUGGAUGGUAACAAUGUUAACCAAAAAGACGCAGCAGUGGAUAAAAAUAUUCCAGCAUCGCAAACCAAGAAAAAUACCACCGCAAUAGAUAGUCAAUUUGCUACUCCACAGAUCCGAUCGUUUUCAGUUCAGAGACGACCUCGUGAUUUGUGUUCGACGCAAUCACAAAAUAAAUCCGCUAUUGUCAAUGAGUUUCGUACACAAAAAGUGUUAUUUCAAACGCCAAUGGCCAUAUCACGGGCUCCAAAUGCAAACGAUAGUAUAUCGCUUUCUCUAUGUGAUACAAUCAAUGAAGGCGGAACGCCAUCAACGGCAGAAAAAAACUCCCCAGUGUACAAAUGAAAAACAAACUAAAGAUAGCGGCAUAGAUCAAAGAAAUCAUUAGAAGGUGCCUUCCUUGAAGCAAGCAAAGAACAAAUGAGAAGAGUAACGAUACGUCUAAAAACUCUUGCAAUUACAACGAAAGACAAAACCACUGUGGUAACUAUUAAUAACGCAAGUUAUAUUAUUAUACAAAAAUUAGGCUGUGGCGGUUCCAGUUCUGUAUAUCUGGCUAAAAGGAAAGAUACCUCUAAAGAAUGCGCAUUAAAGGUCGUUGAUCUACAAGGUGAUCCUGCUGUUGUGGAAGGAUAUUUGAACGAAACAAAAUUGCUAGCUAAACUUCAAGGAAAUGUAUGCGUAGUUUCGCUCUACGAGUAUCAAUUAUUGCAAAAAGAAUCAAAACUUUUUCUAGUGAGAAAAGGAGACUCCGACUUGCAUAAAAUUUUACAAAGUUAUACCACCAAUUUGCCUUUAUAUGUUCUUACAAACUUCCUAUAUCAAAUGCUACAGGCUGUUAAUUAUAUUCAUCAAAAUGGUGUGAUACAUUCGGAUCUAAAACCGGCCAACUUUUUAAUGGUCAAUGGACGUUUAAAACUAAUCGAUUUUGGUAUUGCCAGCAAUAUAGCCAUUGAUUCAACUAGGCAUAAUAAAUUUUCACAAGCGGGUACAUUUAAUUAUAUAAGUCCUGAAGCGUUGACGGACACAUCCACGGGCAGCAGUCCUAUGCGCAGUAAUCAACCGAAGAUAAAGAUCUCUACAAAGUCUGACGUCUGGUCACUGGGUUGUAUAUUAUAUUUGCUUCUAUAUCAAAAGACGCCCUUUGGACAUAUAAAAAAUCUACACCAAAUAUCUGCUAUUUGUAGUCCAACACAAACAAUUGAAUAUGGCCCUCUUCCGCCGUAUUAUCCUGCCAUGCUGGUUCAUGUCAGAAAAAAUUGCUUGCAACACAACCCAAAACAGCGCCCAUCAUGUGCCGAGUUAUUAAAAUAUCCCUUUAAUAUGAUAAUACCGAUACAGAAUCUGUCAUUGCCAACAAAAUAAUUGCGUUUUAAUAAGUUUAUAAUAUAAUUUAGUGCAUUUAAUUACGUUAUAGAAUAAAAAUAAAUUACAUACUCUUGCAUACAUAUAAUGAAAUUAGAUUGUUAAAAUGUUAUUUUAAGAUAUAGCAAUAAUAAUAUUUUAAUUGGUUUUCCGUUUCGUUUAAUAAAAAUAAUUGUAAUAUAGGGGUAUAGCUCAAAAAUUCUAAAACAUUUCUCUUUUGGCUAAUGUAUUAAGAUAAUGAAUAGAAAUGAACUAACUGCCAGUUAUCUAAAAACUAAAAAAUCCUACUGAAAAUAAAAAUAGUAUAUCACCACUUUAAAAGGAAACAAACGCAU